This is a messenger RNA of Striga asiatica, 375 nucleotides long. The record is from the annotation of a GenBank genome assembly. Lineage: Eukaryota; Viridiplantae; Streptophyta; Magnoliopsida; Lamiales; Orobanchaceae.
AUGCAGGUGGGAACUCAUCUCCUUGAGUCAACUCCUCAGCUUCAGCUUCAGCUUCCAUGUCAAAGGCACCAUCUUGAAGUCCACUUUCAGCCAGCUUCUUCCACUCACAGGCCCCUCCACACACUCCUCUGCCUCAACAUAUUCUUCAAAAAGGAUAUCAUCAAAACCACUGUCAGUGUCCCUACUUGCACAAAAGUCCUCAUCCACAGAUUGGUCACCCUCAUCCUCAAGCACACUCCUAUCUCCAUCACCUACAGGCACACUCCUAUCACCAUCACCUACAGGAACACCCCCAUCACCUACAACAACACCUCCAUCACCUACAGAAACACCCCCAUCACCUACACUUCUAUUUGCUGUUUUCUCAGCAACUAA